AGUUAAAACAGUGUUUGUUAAGAUGUAUUCUUCGUUAGUUUGUCGUUUGUUGCUCUUAAUUUCAGCGUUCGCCACUAGUACGUACGCUGAUGGAAUUGAAGGUGGCGUAGCUACUACAAUUAAGGCCCACCCUUAUCUCGUCUCCAUACAGGGAACCGAUGGCACACGCGUCUGCAUUGGCGCUCUAAUAUCUACCAAUAUUGUUGUUACUGCUGCUCAGUGUUUGACUUUCUACGAUAGUUCCCAACUGGUUGUUGCCGUCAAUAACGGUGGUCGAGUAGUAAAAAUUGCCGCCAGUACUUUUGAUAUAAAAUUCGAUCCAGAAACUAAUGCGUAUGACGUGGCCCUUCUGAAGUUGGCAGAGUCCGUGAACGUGGGUACUAUUAAUGUAGCGAGCAAAUUGCCGAAGACAGGUACUAGCGGCGUAGUCAGCGGUUGGGAUGCAAAAAAUAACUUGGUGGACAUGACUGUGAGUGUCAUAAGCCGAAAGGAUUGCGUUUCUGGAAAGUAUGGAUAUAGCAGUGACGAUGUUUUGAAGAGCAUGGUAUGCGGCCUGGCUAAGAGUAACAAUGCUUGCGGCGCAUUAGGCGGUAGUCCUUUGGUUGUAAACAAUGAAUUGGUCGGUUUGGCUUCUUGGGGUAACGGCUGUGGCAAUAAGGGGAAUCCAGCUAUUUAUACUGAUAUACCAUCUGUAAAAUCAUGGAUUACAAAAACUGCUAAGAAAUUGUAAAAUCGUCUUCUAUGUAUGGAUAACAGCUGCUUAUACCUACACGAAAACAGCAAAGUGUUGCCUUCAUAAGUUUAUUAAUAAAGUAUUUGAAGGUA
Bactrocera tryoni is the source of this 825-nucleotide messenger RNA. RefSeq names its product trypsin-like. Gene Ontology annotation, biological process: proteolysis. The record is from RefSeq and is a predicted model, not a curated record. NCBI's taxonomy places the organism in Eukaryota, Metazoa, Arthropoda, Insecta, Diptera, Tephritidae. Gene Ontology annotation, molecular function: serine-type endopeptidase activity. The transcript has a single exon. The coding region runs from base 23 to 730 and encodes 235 amino acids.